Molecule: messenger RNA, 2211 nt
Organism: Metarhizium robertsii ARSEF 23
Lineage: Eukaryota; Fungi; Ascomycota; Sordariomycetes; Hypocreales; Clavicipitaceae
Product: Nucleoside phosphorylase domain protein
Exons: 2
Coding region: 1-2211 (736 amino acids)
Biological process (GO): nucleoside metabolic process
Molecular function (GO): catalytic activity
Source: RefSeq, a predicted model, not a curated record
AUGCCGUCAUUCUUACCCUCGCGGAUGCUCGCUGCGCAUCUGGUCAGUUCGCACGGGCUGGCAUGUAGCAUUUUGAUGUGCGGGCUCCUGUUUCUUCUCACGGCCUCGUAUUUUCUCUGGUCCCAAGGGAGUUCACGUCUCCAGCGCCGUCUGCGCACCCGAGUCACUCUUGUAAAACCCAGAGGUGGCACUGCGAAGGAAUCGGAUGAAGGCGACACGAACCCAGGACCUGGUAACAGCAUUUCAGGACAGGGGAAUGUCUCGAGCCAACCGAGGUCGAUGCACGUACUAAAUGAAGAUACGCCGACGCCAGCAGUCAACGCCCGGAAACGAAAGUUGGACCCUGAAGACUACACGGUAGGCUGGAUCUGCGCUCUAAGAAUAGAGCAUUUUGCCGCGUGUGCACUUCUUGACGAGGAGCACCAAGGACCAGAAUAUGUGCCCGGCGUUGCAGACACCGCGUACACCUUGGGCAAAGUGGGAGAACACAACGUUGUCAUCAUUGUCACGCCCGAGGCAUGUUCAAAUCCCGCCUCGGUUGCCGCCCACCAUCUCACAUGCAGUUUUCCCAACAUCAGGUUCGGUCUCAUGGUUGGCAUGGGAGGCGGGGCGCCAAGUCCAAAACACGAUGUACGCCUCGGCGAUAUUGUUGUUGGCGUUGCUCGCAGUGACAGUCACGGCGUGUUCCAGUACGAUCUUGGCAAGACCAUGCAAGACGGAAAUCUCCACGUAACCGGCGUUGUAAAUCAGCCGCCCAUCUUUCUGCGAAAUGCCGCGGACAGACUCCAGUUCCGGUACGAGAUUCCAGGCCACCAACUUCAACAAACCAUCAGCAGCAUCCUCAAAGGAAACCCGGGAUUACAAACUUUUAAGCGACCGCGUCCCAGCGCAGACAGGCUGUAUCGAGCUGAAGUCACGCAUCCUCCGGGCGCAGAGAGCUGUGAGACGUCCUGCGGUACCGACCCGGCGAAGCUGGUGCGGCGAAAUGAGCGAGAUCCGUUCAAAAGCUAUCCAGCUGUUCAUUACGGGGUGAUUGCCUCGGCGGGCCAGAUACCAAGGGACGCUUUGAUUCGCGAUAAGCUCGUAGCAGAGAAGAAUGUGGUUUGUUUUGAAACGGAAGCUGCUGGUUUGAUGAGCCACUUUCCAUGCUUGGUUAUUCGUAGCAUAUACAACUAUGCAGACUCGCAUAAUAAUGACGAGUGGCGGCGUUAUGCCGCAAUAUCAGCAGCGGCAUAUGCAAAAGAUUUACUCUAUCAAAUACCCGUCGCUGCGGUCCAAUCUGAGAAGAGGAUUAGCGAUAUUCUGAAAGCAGCCGAAGAUCCUGCAAAAUCAGACGCCGGUGCCUCGCAGGCACAGCGUAGAGCCAAGCGGCGGGCAGCCCGUCGGACUUGGUCCCCCGAGGAAGUACAGUGUCUUGAAUCACUUCGUCUUUCGGGAAAGAACGACAGCACCGCGUACGAGUGGUACAAGGAUCGCGUGGAAGAUCCAUUAGACGGUACCUGUCAGUGGCUCCUGCAACAGCAUCAUUACCGGAAGUGGCUGAAACAAGACUCCGGUGUCCUGCUGCUCCUGGCGCGCCCUGGCCAUGGGAAGUCGGUGCUGGCCAAAUAUCUAGUUGACCGCGGUCUUCCCAAAAGAUCAACCGUUUGUUAUGUUUUCUUUCAGAAAGGAGUUCAGGAUCAGGCUCGCCAGGCACUUUGCGCCUUGCUUCACCAGCUGUUUUCUCAAAAUCCAGAUCUUCUUGACUAUGCUAUGUGUCAAUUUCGCAGAGACAAGCAGGUGUUGAUUACUUCUACCGAAUCACUCUGGGGUAUUCUCAGAAAUGCUGUGAAAGAUUCUCAGGCUGGGCGUAUAAUCUUUGUUCUUGAUGCCGUGGACGUGUGUGCAGACUCGGAUUUAAGGGGCUUGGCACAAAAUAUCCAUAACCAUGUUACCGGCGGCCGGAUAGGCUCUAACAAGCUGAAAUAUCUCUUGACAAGUCGGCCUGAUCAGAGUUCUCUGUUUCCCUUCUACAACCAACCGUCAGAAGAUUCUCCGCACAUCACAAUAUUCGAAGAGGACACAUCUAGAUUUAUUAUGGACGACGUGACCCAUUUUGUUUCGCACCGAGUUGCUCAGCUAUCAAAGACGAAAGGCCUCUUGGAAAGUAUUUCACGUUGUCUAGAGUGGAUAUAUCAGAGACUAAAAGUAGGCCCCGGAUAUACGGGCUAA